GAACGUGCCAGCAUCAUCUGAUUUCUCCUGGUUUCCUUUCACCGGUACAAGCUGCGUCUCCUUUGGCGGAGUCUCCUUUUGCGCACCGGGAUGGCGAGGACCGGGGACUCGGUGAUACAGUCAUAAGGGGUCUGUCCUCCUCCCCCUCCCGUACCCCGUGGGGGAAAUAAGGAGCAAAAAGGGGGAGGGGGUAGCUUGAAAUACAACAGGGAUCUGUGCCAUCUUGCCACUCCGGAUCGGAGUGCCAGCCGGUGAGGGUGGAAUGCGGCUGUCUAUGUUCGUGGCGCUCUUCAUCGGAUGCGCCUUAAUUCUCUCUCCGGUCAACGAGGGCUGUGGGCCGGGAAGGGGAUACGGCAAGAGACGGCCGCCGAGGAAGCUUACGCCGCUCUCCUACAAGCAGUUCAGCCCUAACGUGGCCGAGAAAACACUAGGGGCGAGUGGUAGAUACGAGGGCAAAAUAACCCGGAAUUCGGAACGAUUUAAAGAGCUGACUCCUAAUUACAACCCUGACAUCAUAUUCAAAGAUGAAGAGAACACAGGUGCGGAUAGACUGAUGACACAGCGCUGCAAGGACAAGCUGAACUCUCUGGCCAUCUCGGUGAUGAACAUGUGGCCGGGCGUGAAGCUGCGCGUGACGGAGGGCUGGGACGAGGACGGCCACCACUCUGAGGAAUCGCUGCACUACGAGGGCCGUGCGGUCGACAUCACCACCUCCGACCGUGACCGCAACAAGUACGCCAUGCUGGCCCGCCUGGCUGUGGAGGCCGGCUUCGACUGGGUCUACUACGAGUCCAAGGCCCACGUGCACUGCAGCGUCAAGUCAGAACACUCAGUUGCAGCAAAGACGGGGGGCUGUUUCCCAGGCAGUGCGUGGGUCAGCCUGGAAAGAGGGGGCAGGAAGGCCGUCCGGGACCUUCAGCCGGGAGACCGAGUUCUGGCCUCAUCCGAGAGCAACGGAGGUGGCGAGCUGGUCUACAGCGAGGUCCUCGCCUUCAUCGACCGUGACCCCGUGACCCGGAAGCACUUCUACGUAAUCGGGGUGGAGGGCGGAGCCCAGCUGUCCCUCACGGCCGCCCACCUGCUGUUUGUGAGCGAGGGGAACUGCUCUGGGCGGGCGCCGGAGGAGGCCGAGACGCGGACGAUAUUCGCCAGCGACGCGCGGCCAGGACAGUGCGUGCUGACGGCGGGGGGGGGGCAGGGGCGGGCCCGCCUGUCGCGCGUGGCCUGGGUGCGGCUGCAGGAGGACCAGGGUACGUACGCCCCCCUCACCCACCACGGCACGCUGGUGGUGAACGGCAUCGUGGCUUCCUGCUACGCUGCCGUGGACCAGCACGGCCUGGCCCACUGGGCCUUCGCCCCCCUCAGGCUCCUCUACCGCUGGGCCGGGCCCAGCCGCCACCAGGGAGACGGCAUACACUGGUACUCACAGGCCCUCUACUGGGCCGGGACCUGGCUACUGGACUCUGAACACUUUCACCCGUGGGGCGUCGCAGACUCCCAGAGAUGA
Conger conger (European conger) is the source of this 1507-nucleotide messenger RNA. RefSeq names its product Indian hedgehog signaling molecule a (gene ihha). Gene Ontology annotation, molecular function: patched binding; calcium ion binding. Bases 263 to 1507 code for a protein of 414 amino acids. The transcript has 3 exons. Gene Ontology annotation, biological process: smoothened signaling pathway; regulation of gene expression; multicellular organism development. The record is from RefSeq and is a predicted model, not a curated record. NCBI's taxonomy places the organism in Eukaryota, Metazoa, Chordata, Actinopteri, Anguilliformes, Congridae.